CAAAAUAAGUUUGUAAGUUCGUCUUCGCUGAUUCAUGUGUCGAUAAAGUAAACAAAUAAAUAGUAAUUCGCAUCGCCUUCACUGUUCAUUUUGCAUACACUGUAGUCUCGACUAUGACGGUAAAGACACGAUUACAUCAUGAAUAUAAAUAAGUACUUAAUAAUUUUUAAAUUGUUAUUAUUUUCUGGUUGUUUGUGUGAAAUAAGCGAGGGUGAAAAAGAGAAACUUUUGAAUGGCUUCCUAGAACAUUAUAAUAGUUUACCUGAUCAAAUAUACCAGAGCAAUGAAGGAUCUUUGCAAAGUACGCAGCAAGUGGAUGACACCACAUAUGAAAUAGUAGUCAAGUUAACUGCCAAAGAGAUUCAGAAUGCUGAAGUAACAAAGUCUCUGACUUGUACUGCUACUCUCAAGGACUCUGAUGAUCAUGUCCGUGUCACACAUAGUCAUUGUCAAUAUCCUGGUCAGGAGGACUCCAGCCAGGAGAAGGCUUCGGAAGGUCAGGCGGAAGUGACUGAACCUGUUCUUGAGAGGAGGCCUGUCCAGUUAGACAAUGAAGUGCAGUCUGAUACAGCUAUAUCAUCAGGUGAACAGUUUAUAGCGAUACCUCGGGAUCAACCGAGUGUACCAUGCUUUGGGUGUGCCACGCACGUGAACCCACAGGCUGCUGGAGUCAGCGAGCUCGCUAGCCUCGGUCUGAGGCACCUCGACAUCCAUCAACCCUCUACGAAACACACCCUGGAUCGAGUAUUAGAUGUAGAGAGACAAGUCCAAGUGGUAAACGGAGUGCGAUAUAUUUUAACUAUGUCAGUUAAUUUUAACAACUGUUCGGAUACCCAACCUGAAAACUGUAUGUCCUCUAACAUUUGCAAGAUAACGUUUCUAGUUAAACCAUGGGUAAAACUAUCCAAUGGUGCAAAUUAUAGAGCAAUAUUAGGAAACAAUUGUACAGAAGAAUGGCUGUAUGGUGACAAUGGCGAAGUUCUACCAGAAUCCGUUGAUAACCAAGCACAUGAUAAAGAUGAAGGAAAUAAAGGAAAUGAUGGAGGCGACAUACAAGUGAAACAUCAUACGGAUGUUCAAUCUCAACCAAACAUGGAAAAAACACUAACAGAUGAAGAGAUAAAAAAUCUAGAAGAACAAAUAAUUCCGAAUAAUCAAUUUCAAGAAAACUAUCAACCUUCUUCUACCAUGUCUCCUGAUUCCCCCGAGGUAAAUAAGGAACAUGUUUUUAAAGCUGAAUCCAGUAAACGUAACGAGAAUUCAAUUCCUGUUACCGAACAAAAUCUGAACAUUAAUUCAGAUAAAAAGAAAGCUAUAGACGACCUGUUGAACUUUUUUGACUUUUCCGGAUUUAAACUGAAGACGGAAAGUACAGACACCGUGCCAAGGAUAAGGAGAAGUUAUGAUUAUGAUUUGCAACUACUUACACUUGCAGAAGAUUAUCAUGGAAUUAAAAAUAGUAUAGAAAAUGCACGUUUUAUAUACGGCUUAGCUCAAACUAUGGUGAACUAUUUAAAUGAAAUGGAUUUGGAAGUGAAAAAUAGAGUCGUUAAAAGCGUAAUUAAAGCGGAAGAAGAAGCUGACAGUCUACAGCGCUAUAUAUACGUACAGGCUAGUGUUACAAUACCAUGUGAUAAAGUUGAAUGUGAACCGAAAGACUCAAGUACUCAAAUUUGUAAUGGUGUUAUAGAUGCCACAAACGACGAUAGUCCCCAAAUUAUAAGUUCAUUCUGUUACGACGAUAACAAAGAAAGAGAUUACAGAGAUAGUGUCAAAGAAAUUCCUCUCGACGAUCCCGUCUUACAAAAUUUUGUCUUAGAGGCAGUGAAAAAAAUUGAAUCUGAAUCAAAGUCUGAAAACGCUUUGAAAGUAAAUAAAAUUAUUUCAGCUAUAACCCAAGUUACAUCUGGAACACUUACAAAAUUUUCAAUUAUUGUUGAUAAUUUAAAAUGUAAUAAGAGCGUUCCACUAGCCUUACGAACAAAUUGUAAGGUUCUAGAACAAUUGGGAUCACAGAUUUGUGAAAUAAUUGUGCAUGAGAGACAUUGGAUGAAAGAGACGAAAAUAUCAUACUCUUGUACUGACAGACCAGUUGACAUGAAAAUAUCGAAAAAAGUAAAAUCAAUAACCCAAAGUGUUAAUGUAGAGGAUCCAAAAAUUAUCGAAAUGUUGCAAGAAGCCAUACAAUUUUUAGAAACCAAAUCGGAAAAGAAUAACAAGCAAAAGAUUGUAAACGUAACGUCUAUCACUUCUCAAAUUAUUGCUGGCUUUUUAACUAAAAUAGAAUUUGUGGUUGGAUAUACAAAUUGCACAGACGGCAAUGAGUUAGUAGAUGAAUCUAAUAAAUGCCAGUUAUUGAAAGGACAAAAUCUUCGUCUGUGUAAAGCUCAGUUUUGGGAUAGAUCAUGGAUAAUUGAUGGUAGACAAGUUGAAGUUUCAUGCGAUGACGUUAAAAGGAAAAAACGUAAAAGAGAGGCAAUACCGGGUGGUUUGACAGAUCAAAACCCAAACGACCCAAAGUAUCGUGCUUUGGCUGAAGAAUCGUUGCGGAAGUUCAUCGUUGAAUCUGGGACAACGGAACCUCUACGAGUGGUACGGGUGGAAAAAGUAACCACGCAAGUCGUGGCUGGCUCGUUGACUCGCAUCGACUUUGUAAUAUCGGGUGGGCAAGAUAUCAAUAAAUGUCACUCUAAAAUAUGGGAGCAGCCGUGGAUGAAUAAAAAAGAUAUCGAAGUUUCCUGUCAUAACGGUGACCAAAGAAGUAAAAGAGAGACAAUACCGGGUGGUUUGACAGAUCAAAACCCAAACGACCCAAAGUAUCGUGCUUUGGCUGAAGAAUCGUUGCGGAAGUUCAUUACUGAUUCUGGGACGACGGAACCUCUACAAAUGGUACGAGUUGAAAAAGUAACCACGCAAGUCGUUUCUGGAUUGAUGACCCGCAUCGACUUUGUGAUAUCGGGUGGGCAAGAUAUCAAUAAAUGUCACUCUAAAAUAUGGGAGCAGCCGUGGAUGAAUAAAAAAGAUAUCGAAGUUUCCUGUCAUAACGGUGACCAAAGAAGUAAAAGAGAGACAAUACCGGGUGGUUUGACAGAGAAAAACCCAAACGACCCAAAGUAUCGUGCUUUGGCUGAAGAAUCGUUGCGGAAGUUCAUCGUUGAAUCUGGGACAACGGAACCUCUACAAAUGGUACGAGUUGAAAAAGUAACCACGCAAGUCGUUUCUGGAUUGAUGACCCGCAUCGACUUUGUGAUAUCGGGUGGGCAAGAUAUCAAUAAAUGUCACUCUAAAAUAUGGGAGCAGCCGUGGAUGAAUAAAAAAGAUAUCGAAGUUUCCUGUCAUAACGGUGACCAAAGAAGUAAAAGAGAGACAAUACCGGGUGGUUACAGAGAAAACCCAAACGACCCAAAGUAUCGUGCUUUGGCUGAAGAAUCGUUGCGGAAGUUCAUUACUGAAUCUGGGACAACGGAACCUCUACAAAUGGUACGAGUUGAAAAAGUAACCACGCAAGUCGUUUCUGGAUUGAUGACCCGCAUCGACUUUGUGAUAUCGGAUGGGCAAGAUAUCAAUAAAUGCCACUCUGAAAUAUGGGAGCAGCCGUGGAUGAACAAAAAAGAUAUCGAAGUUUCCUGUCAUAACGGUGACCAAAGAAGUAAAAGAGAGACAAUGACGGGUGGUUUGACAGAUCAAAACCCAAACGACCCAAUGUAUCGUGCUUUGGCUGAAGAAUCGUUGCGGAAGUUCAUCGUUGAAUCUGGGACAACGGAACCUCUACGAGUGGUACGGGUGGAAAAAGUAACCACGCAAGUCGUGGCUGGCUCGUUGACUCGCAUCGACUUUGUAAUAUCGGGUGGGCAAGAUAUCAAUAAAUAUAUCAAUAAAUGCCACUCUAAAAUAUGGGAGCAGCCUUGGAUAAACAAAAAAGAUAUCGAAGUUUCCUGUCAUAACGGUGACCAAAGAAGUAAAAGAGAGGCAAUACCGGGUGGUUUGACAGAUCAAAACCCAAACGAUCCAAAGUAUCGUGCUUUGGCUGAAGAAUCGUUGCUAAAGUUCAUCGUUGAAUCUGGGACAACGCAACCUCUACGAGUCGUACGGGUGGAAAAAGUAACCACGCAAGUCGUGGCUGGCUCGUUGACUCGCAUCGACUUUGUAAUAUCGGGUGGGCAAGAUAUCAAUAAAUGUCACUCUAAAAUAUGGGAGCAGCCGUGGAUGAACAAAAAAGAUAUCGAAGUUUCCUGUCAUAACGGUGACCAAAGAAGUAAAAGAGAGACAAUGACGGGUGGUUUGACAGAUCAAAACCCAAACGACCCAAUGUAUCGUGCUUUGGCUGAAGAAUCGUUGCGGAAGUUCAUCGUUGAAUCUGGGACAACGGAACCUCUACGAGUGGUACGGGUGGAAAAAGUAACCACGCAAGUCGUGGCUGGCUCGUUGACUCGCAUCGACUUUGUAAUAUCGGGUGGGCAAGAUAUCAAUAAAUGUCACUCUAAAAUAUGGGAGCAGCCGUGGAUGAACAAAAAAGAUAUCGAAGUUUCCUGUCAUAACGGUGACCAAAGAAGUAAAAGAGAGACAAUACCGGGUGGUUUGACAGAGAAAAACCCAAACGACCCAAAGUAUCGUGCUUUGGCUGAAGAAUCGUUGCGGAAGUUCAUUACUGAAUCUGGGACAACGGAACCUCUACAAAUGGUACGAGUUGAAAAAGUAACCACGCAAGUCGUUUCUGGAUUGAUGACCCGCAUCGACUUUGUGAUAUCGGGUGGGCAAGAUAUCAAUAAAUGUCACUCUAAAAUAUGGGAGCAGCCGUGGAUGAAUAAAAAAGAUAUCGAAGUUUCCUGUCAUAACGGUGACCAAAGAAGUAAAAGAGAGACAAUGACGGGUGGUUUGACAGAUCAAAACCCAAACGACCCAAUGUAUCGUGCUUUGGCUGAAGAAUCGUUGCGGAAGUUCAUCGUUGAAUCUGGGACAACGGAACCUCUACGAGUGGUACGGGUGGAAAAAGUAACCACGCAAGUCGUGGCUGGCUCGUUGACUCGCAUCGACUUUGUAAUAUCGGGUGGGCAAGAUAUCAAUAAAUGUCACUCUAAAAUAUGGGAGCAGCCUUGGAUAAACAAAAAAGAUAUCGAAGUUUCCUGUCAUAACGGUGACCAAAGAAGUAAAAGAGAGACAAUACCGGGUGGUUUGACAGAGAAAAACCCAAACGACCCAAAGUAUCGUGCUUUGGCUGAAGAAUCGUUGCGGAAGUUCAUUACUGAUUCUGGAACGACCGAACAUCUCCAACUAGUACGAGUUGAAAAAGUAACCACGCAAGUCGUUUCUGGAUUGAUGACCCGCAUCGACUUUGUGAUAUCGGGUGGGCAAGAUAUCAAUAAAUGUCACUCUAAAAUAUGGGAGCAGCCGUGGAUGAAUAAAAAAGAUAUCGAAGUUUCCUGUCAUAACGGUGACCAAAGAAGUAAAAGAGAGACAAUGACGGGUGGUUUGACAGAUCAAAACCCAAACGACCCAAUGUAUCGUGCUUUGGCUGAAGAAUCGUUGCGGAAGUUCAUUACUGAUUCUGGAACGACCGAACCUCUUCAAAUGGUACGAGUUGAAAAAGUAACCACGCAAGUCGUUUCUGGAUUGAUGACCCGCAUCGACUUUGUGAUAUCGGGUGGGCAAGAUAUCAAUAAAUGUCACUCUAAAAUAUGGGAGCAGCCGUGGAUGAAUAAAAAAGAUAUCGAAGUUUCCUGUCAUAACGGUGACCAAAGAAGUAAAAGAGAGGCAAUGACAGGUGGUUUGACAGAUCAAAACCCAAACGACCCAGAGUAUCGUGCUUUGGCUGAGGAAUCGUUGCGGAAGUUCAUUACUGAUUCUGGGACGACCGAACAUCUACAACUAGUACGAGUUGAGAAAGUAACCACGCAAGUCGUGGCUGGCAUGAUGACUCGCAUCGAUUUUACCGUAUCUGAUGGAAAUUCAAAAACUAUGAAAUGUCAUUCUGAGAUAUUGCAACAAGUUUGGGUUGGAAGAAAGGAAGUAAACGUUGAUUGUCUUCCUAUUAAUAUUAGAGCACGUAGAGAUUUAGUAAUGCCUCGAGGCUUGGUGGAACAAAAUCUUAUAAAACCAAAGUUCAAUGUUCCGCUUGGAAAGAAACCGAGCCCUGGAAGCGGCACUGAAAUGAGUCUUCAUAACGUACGAGGUAACGAUGAAGAAGAACAAAAUCCAAAUAAACCUGAGUACAAGGUACUGGCUGAAGAAUCCUUAAGAAAGUUUCAACAAAAAAGCACUGUUUAUCAUAAAGUUCUUGAAGUGAAACGGGUUCUCACACGUGUGGUUUCGGGCUUAAAAUAUAACAUAGAUUUUACUGCUGCGCCAACAGCUUGCUCUGUAAACGAAUCCCGCGUGAAUGCUCGCAGAUGUAAGACAGAUGAUGAAAUAAUUCUUUACUGUCAUACAGAAAUAUGGGAUCGACCAUGGUUAAGAAAGAAAAAUAUUGAUGUUCAAUGUAAUGAUCCGUCAGAUGACCGAGAUGAUUUCGUAGAAGAUGAUUCUGAUAUUGCUGAGGUAAAUUCAGAAAAAGAAAGUAAUAAUUCCGAAAACCACAUGAAACUAGCCAAUGCAGCAACUGAAAAAUAUUUAACUGCAUCAAAUAGAAAAUACGUUCAUAAAGUUACAGGAAUCCAAAGUGUAAGUGAACCACAGUUAGAUGGGACAUUUACUAUUGACUUUACUAUAUCACCUACUACUUGUUUAAGAAACGUUACCAAUAAAGAUUCCUGUAAAGUGAAACAACCAGUUGUCGUUUUUCAUUGUAAUGCCAAAAUAAGGAAUUUACCUUCGGGUAAUAAUGAAAAUGAAAUUGAAGUCACUUGUAGAAAGGCUAGUGAGGGAGUAAACAAAAGCAAAAAAGAUAAACGCGACGUAGGUAUUGGAAAUGCCAGACAAACUGUUGAUGAUGCGGAAGAAAUGGAUGAAGAUGUCAUUUAUUAUUACGCUGAUCGUGCUCUUCAACACGUUAACGACAAUUCGCGUUCAAAUAAUUUACAUAAAUUAAUAUCUAUACACGCUGUGCAAAGUAGUGUUCAAAUGGGAGAACGAACUGUAAAAAUGUACAUUGAAAUAGCCGAAACAUAUUGCUUGCGGCAUCACAGAACAAAGGAUCUGAAAAACUGUGAAGAACUUAAUGGUUUAAAUCAUAGGCUAUGUUUGGCUAGAUUAUGGCCUGCACCAGACGAAGAGUUGAUAACAAGACACAUAUCUGUUGUUUGUGAUGAUGAAGAAGAUUUUGUGGCCAUUACCGGAGUCAAUGUUCCUGAACUUUUAAGAUUGUCCUUAAUCGAACUUGAAAGGGCUCCUGGUGCGAAGUACAAACUAGUCCAUCAAGGCGAGCCACAAGUUAUACCUUCGCUCGAUUCCAGACAACCAUUUAAAAUAAAUUUUAUUGUUGCUUAUACAAACUGUUCUAUAGAUGUCGAUUUAGACAAAAAUCCUUUCCAAUGUUAUCUUAAUACUGAAAUACCUUCAAAGACUUGCCACUCCUUUAUUUGGCUGAAGACAGACAUAAGACAUAUUAGUUACAUAAAUGUUAAAUGUGCGAAUUUAAAUCGUUGGAGAAGAUCUACAAAUCAAACGAAUACAACUUCAGAAAAUGGAGAAAUAAAUAGUAUGGUGGCCGCAGCUUUAGAAAAGUUAGAAAUGUCUUCAUUACACAGAUACAAACAGCGGGUGCUGCAGAUAAACAGUCACUCAACUAAAAUAACGUCUGGUAAGGUAACCACCAUCGACUUUGACGUCGGCUACACGUCCUGUUUAAAGUACGAGUGGGUUGAGAACAUAACUAGUUGUGAUUUCCUGGAGCACUUGCCCCGAAGACGUUGCGUGGCGCAAAUAUGGGAAAGAUUGUGGAUAAAGAAUGGACAAAAUAUUGAUGUAAAUUGUGUUGAUGAUGAAACGCCUUUGGAAUCACACAUAGAAUUUGAGAGCGCUGAAAUGGCUAAUGCGUUGGCGAAAGAAGCAUUAAAACACAUUGAAGCAAAAUAUCCUCACCCUAGCAAACAAAAGGUGGUUAGGAUAUUUUCAUUGGAAAAACAAGUAGUUGCUGGCAUUCACUACAAAAUGAAGGUAGAGGUUGGUUUCACAGAUUGCCUUGCUUUAAGCGACCAAACUGACUGCAAGUUACUAAAGGAUCACGGUCUGAACAAGUUCUGUCGUGUAAAUGUUUGGGUGCGACCAUGGACUGACCACCCUCCCAAUUUCAGAGUGUCAUGCGAUUUCCAAGAAGGUGCUACGCAUGACUUAUACCACCACGUGCAAGCGGAACAAUUGUUUUACAACUUUUUGACAACUUACAGUCCCAGCUACGUAAAUGAUUACUCUCAAAUGCAGAAACGUUUUGAGAUAUUUAAAAAUAAUAUAAAGAAAAUUCACGAGUUGAAUGUUCACGAGAAAGGUACUGCUGUAUACGGAGUGACGCGAUUUACUGAUUUGACGUACGAAGAAUUCAGUAGUACAUACAUGGGGUUGAAUACGAAUUUGACUAACGAGAACCAGGUACCUAUGACGAAAGCCGAUAUUCCAGACAUUAAACUACCUGAGGACUUUGACUGGAGAGAGCACGACGCCGUCACGGAGGUGAAGGACCAGGGGCAAUGUGGUAGCUGCUGGGCAUUCAGUGUGACUGGUAACAUUGAAGGCCAGUGGAAGAUGCAGUCAGGACAACUGGUAUCCCUGUCUGAGCAGGAGUUGGUGGACUGUGACAAGCUGGACGACGGCUGCAAUGGCGGAUUACCUGAUAAUGCCUACAGGGCUAUAGAACAGAUGGGAGGUCUGGAGUUGGAGAGUGACUACCCAUACGAAGGUGUGGGUGAGAAGUGUGAGUUCAACAAGACCCUCGCGAAGGUGCAGAUCAGUGGAGCUGUGAACAUCACCACGAAUGAGACUGGAAUGGCCCAGUGGCUGGUGCACAAUGGACCCAUUUCUAUUGGUAUCAACGCGAACGCUAUGCAGUUCUACAUGGGGGGUAUCUCACACCCGUGGAAGAUGUUGUGUAACCCCACCAACUUGGAUCACGGUGUGCUCAUUGUGGGAUAUGGUAUUAAAGACUACCCGCUCUUCCACAAGAAACUACCAUACUGGAUUAUAAAGAACUCAUGGGGCAAGUCAUGGGGUGAACAGGGCUACUACCGCGUGUACCGAGGCGAUGGUACCUGCGGAGUCAACCAAAUGGCAAGCAGCGCUAUCAUAUAAACCAAACCAGUCCAAUUUUGAAGGCAUUUUAUUUAAUUUUGUUCGUAAAUAUAUAUAAAUAUCAAGUAUUAUUUUAUACUUACUAAGGAAAUAUUUCAAAUACAACGACUUUUUUUAUUA
Spodoptera frugiperda (fall armyworm) is the source of this 9336-nucleotide messenger RNA. RefSeq lists its product as uncharacterized. Gene Ontology annotation, molecular function: cysteine-type peptidase activity; cysteine-type endopeptidase inhibitor activity. Gene Ontology annotation, biological process: negative regulation of endopeptidase activity; proteolysis. The record is from RefSeq and is a predicted model, not a curated record. Lineage: Eukaryota; Metazoa; Arthropoda; Insecta; Lepidoptera; Noctuidae. Gene Ontology annotation, cellular component: extracellular region.